CCUGCUCCUGUGGAGCUUACAUUCUAAUGUAAGAGACAAACAUCAAACUAACUACACAAUUAUUUUGUGACGAUUGUGAUGAGUGCUAUUGAAAAAUCUGUGCUAUUGAAGCAAAUGGAAUAUAUGAAGAAUGAAACUGGGGGAUUAAGGAGAAAGAUGUUUGAACUGAUUUUUAAAGGAAAAAUACUUAAUUAGCAAUGAUGGGGAAUGGGAGGGCCUAAUUCCAAGUUAUUGUGUGGAACAACUGAGCAAAGUCUUGGAUUGGUAGUUAGUAAUACUACCAAUGUAGUAUUGGUAUGUCCAGGAACUGAAAGGGUUUGGAUGACUGGUACACAGUGAGCAACAGGAGCCAGUGGCCUUGGGCAGGGCUGCUGUGGCACUCAAAGGAAAAAAGAGACAGGUAAAUUGUGUCAAUAAUUUUUUUCUUUAUUGUAGUAAUUGCAGGAUGCUAUUAAAAGGUCUUGUGCACUCACUUAAAUGGAGGAAGGAGGUUAGUAUUAUUUGACCUAGAGUAAAAAUUAUAGGCCCAUGAGGAAAUUACUAACCUCCUGCAUGAUCCUUCUAGUGUAUAAAUUGUGGCUUUGGACAAGAUGAGUACUAAGGUUUCCUUCAACUCUAAAAUUCUAUGAAUACCUCUGUAUAUUUAAUGCUACAGUGUCAGUUACAGGUCACUUGACUUACUCUUCCUGCCUCUAGAAAUAAACAACUUUUAGAUCCAAUUAUAAGCUAUAUUUUAAUCUGUUUAAUAGUGGUAAGAAUGAAGUUUAAUUGCCUCAUAUAAGGUUUGGAAGUCUUUAAAAUGGGAAGUGGGAAAGGCGGCAGUAGUAACCAGAUGCAAAGUAUGAAUGCAAAAAAAAAUCAACGUUUCUAAGGAUUAGAAAAGUAGGCAGGGAGGAAAAAUUCAGCUGGCCAGGAACAUUUAAUUUAAAGCAGCUAGUAUCAAAAGGAAGUUUAGGGGUGGGGAUUGUUUAUCAGCAAGCUCCAUCUUCGUGUGCCUUCCCACAUCAUUUUUGUCACUUAAAUUGACUUUCUGCAAGUUUUUGUAAUAUGUUAUGCAAACACAGUUUCAAGGACCCCCAAUUCUUGAGAUUUGGCUCAAAUUAAACAAUUCGUGUUUAAAAACUAUGGAAAAGCAAGUGAAGGCAACUUAAGGCUUUGAAGGACAAGACUGUGUGUAUUUCAGGAAUUAACUGGGUCGCUUAAUUCAAAAUGUUGAUACUAAACGGGACCUUGGAGAUCACCUUUAAAGCACACUCCUAAUUCUGCAGGUGAGAAAGUGCCUUCCCAAAGUAAUAGUAAGUGGAAGGGGGUAGCCACAGCCCAGGGGGCCUUCCAUGACCCUCGGUGGACUCUCAGGUAUCUUUUACUGUGAACCCGCAGCCCUCUUCACGGCCCAGAGGCGCGUACAGGAGACUGAACCCUGGGCAGCCUUUCCCGGGUGGCCCUCUAUGUCUUCCUCUUCUUCCCCCUUAGGUGCUGGGGCGGGCACCCGGUGCAGGGUGGGCACGGGGCCGGCCACGAGCCUCAGGCGCUAGGAAAAGCGCAGCUUCUUCUGGAUAACCGAAGAGACGUCAAGACAGGCAGGGGCGAAGUGGUCAGGGCAGACGACGCAGCGGUCAUUGCCUCGUACCAGUCGGUGCGGCAGCCCUACACAAAGCGGGCCCGCAGCAGCCGCACGGCCGGGUCUCUGGGGAAGCGGCACAGCGACUUCCCAGACUAAGUGGUGAUGCCGCAGUAGGCGGCCGCCUUCGAAACGGGGGAGCGGGGGAGCGGGGGAGCAGGGGAGCCCGCACGCCGGCACGCUCAUCUCGGCAGCCUCGGCGAGGCUGUCGACUCCGGCCCGGGCCUGCUUCCUUCCCUCCCUCUGGUCUCCGGAAGUACCGAACUGGGGCCCAAGUGAGAGAGUUCUUUGAUAUCGUCUCCCUCCUCCCUGCAACGCUCACCUUAGAGCAGGCGGACACCCGCAAUGGGAUACAAAUUUCGCGCUGGCCGUGCUGAGGUGGGCCGUAAACAGGGACGGACCGGAAGUGGUGGUUGUCAUAGCCACCGACCGAUGUGGGCAGCCUCUUCCCGACCUUAUCCUCCUCCCAAUACUCCUGCUCUGUUUCUACAUGGCCGGCAAAAUAGAACGAGGAAGUGCCGACGCACCAGGUUCUCAAAAACACAGCCAGAGACUAUACCGACUAUGUAGUCCUGUUGAUUUGGGAAGAGGACCAGACCGGAAAUGGUAGUUUCCAUGGUAACUCCCGAGCGGGUUGCCUGGGAAAUGACCUCUUUCGGUCUCUUGGAAGCUCUGCUGUAGCGUCACCUGGAACGCCGAUCUAACAGAUCCUGGACUGUCUCCUGCCAUGAUUCCCGGAAAAUACCGCUCUGUUUCUGGCCGAGCUGCGAACAACGUAAACUGUGGGCUUCAUCUGGUUAUUCAAACAUCAUCGCUUCCUGACAAAAACAAAGUUGAAUUCAGGCUAAACAAAGAAACAUCAUCAUUCCCUGGUAGACUCUUACAACAUGACCUUGAGAAAAACUACUCAAGUAGGCAAGGAGAUGGAAGAGUAAUAAGUCCUUCGCUUCGUAGUAAAUCAUCAUGCAUCUCAUCCACAACAAAUGUGACAGAACUAUAUGGGCUGGAAAUGAAAACUGCCACGAGCUCCUUAUCAGCAUUUGGAGAUUCUUCCAUUCAGACACCUUCAAAGUCCAGAAUCCGGCAGGGCUGUCAUAGUGCUGGCCCAAAUGUAUCUGGUGAUCAUAUUAAUUUGGUGACCUCAUCAAUGCCAUCAUUUCCUAUUCUCCAACGUUCUUCUGAAGAGAAAAUUCUUUAUUCAGACAGGUUGACCCUAGAAAGGCAAAAGCUGACUGUAUGUCCUAUCAUCGAUGGGGAAGAACACCUUCGUUUGUUGAACUUUCAACACAAUUUUAUAACUCGGAUCCAAAAUAUUUCUAAUCUACAAAGGUUAAUAUUCUUGGAUUUAUAUGAUAACCAGAUUGAAGAAAUUAGUGGCCUUUCUACUCUGAGAUCCCUCCGUGUCCUUCUGUUGGGGAAGAACAGAAUCAAGAAAAUCUCAAAUCUGGAAAACCUAAAAAGCUUAGAUGUCUUAGACCUUCAUGGAAAUCAGAUUACCAAAAUUGAAAAUGUCAAUCAUUUGAGUGAUUUGAGAGUUUUAAAUCUUGCCAGAAACUUUUUAAGUCAUGUGGAUAAUCUCAAUGGGCUGGAUUCACUAACUGAACUUAACUUGCGGCACAAUCAAAUCACUUUUGUGAAAGAUGUGGAUAAUUUGCCCUGCCUCCAACGUCUGUUUCUCAGCUUCAACAAUAUAUCUAGUUUUGACAGUGUUUCCUGCCUUGCUGACUCUACUUCCCUCUCAGACAUCUCCUUUGAUGGCAAUCCAAUAGCUCAAGAGUCAUGGUACAAACACACUGUCCUUCAGAAUAUGAUGCAGCUGCGCCAGCUAGAUAUGAAGAGAAUCACAGAAGAAGAAAGGCGUCUGGCAUCUAUUGCAGCCAAAAAAGAAGAAGAGAAGAAGCGAGAAAGUCACAAACUAUCUUUGAUUAAGGAGAAGAAAAGGUUAACAAUUAACAACGUAGCUCGAAAAUGGGACUUGCAACAACGAGUAGCCAAUAUUGCUUCAACUCAAGAUAGAAAAGAUUCUGACUUUCCUUCGCAGGACCCCUGUCAGAUUGAUGGAAGCACCAUCUCUGCAUCUCCAGAGGAAACAGGGUCUCUAGACUCAGGACUCACCAGUGCUUUACAGGGUUUAUCUGUCAUAGACUCUCAUCUUGUAGAAGUGGAUGGAGAUACACUUUCCCUCUAUGGCUCUGGAGCACUGGAAUCUCUGGAUCGGAAUUGGAGUGUUCAAACAGUAGGAAUGGUUACUACAGUCUCCUUCACUUUCAUAGAAUUCGAUGAAAUCGUCCAAGUGCUUCCCAAAUUGAAGAUUAAGUUUCCUAAUUCUCUGCACCUCAAAUUCAAGGAAACAAAUCUCGUAAUGCUGCAGCAAUUUAAUGCACUAGCACAACUUCGUCGUAUUGAUCAACUGACAAUUGAUCCACAAGGAAAUCCAGUUGUCAAUUUUACACUCUGGAAAUACUAUGUACUAUUUAGGCUGAGCCAUUUUAGUAUGCAGAAAAUAAAUGGAACAGAGGUGACACAGAAUGAUAUGAUAAUGGCUGAAAGGCUCUUUGGAAUCCUAGCACAUGUAGCGUCUUCUGAGUUACCCCAGUACCGUGUUAUUUCAAUUCUGGGUGAUGCCAGGAAAAAGCAAUUCCGGUAUCUGCUAGAAACCAAAGGAAAAAAACCUGGUAUCGUCAAUGAAGAAAAUAACGACAGCAAAAGACUUGUAGGAGAAAACACAAAUCGUGCUACGCUAAAUUAUACCACAAGAGAAUUUUAUAAUGAAAAGCUAGAGGAAAUAAAGGAAAAAAAGAAAUUCUGCAAGAUGUAUAUAGAGGACCUUGUGAAGGAAGCCACGGAAAUCAACAUGAAAAAUGAAGCUUUGCAGAAGCUUUGGCCACAGAUGUUCAUUGAGCUUGUUAGGGAUGCAGUCAGAGAAAUCCGCAAUAAAAAUUCCUAUAUGAAGUUCUGCCUGCAGCAGAUAACUGACCAAAAAUAAAAAUAGCUUUUAGUUAUAGCUGA
Messenger RNA from Nycticebus coucang (slow loris), 4630 nucleotides. RefSeq names its product leucine rich repeat containing 49 (gene LRRC49). The record is from RefSeq and is a predicted model, not a curated record. NCBI's taxonomy places the organism in Eukaryota, Metazoa, Chordata, Mammalia, Primates, Lorisidae. The transcript has 17 exons. The coding region runs from base 2349 to 4607 and encodes 752 amino acids. Gene Ontology annotation, molecular function: protein binding.